Anguilla anguilla (European eel) is the source of this 2041-nucleotide messenger RNA. RefSeq names its product STKc_CK2_alpha domain-containing protein. Gene Ontology annotation, molecular function: protein serine/threonine kinase activity; ATP binding. Bases 194 to 1372 code for a protein of 392 amino acids. Gene Ontology annotation, biological process: protein phosphorylation. Gene Ontology annotation, cellular component: protein kinase CK2 complex; nucleus; cytosol. Lineage: Eukaryota; Metazoa; Chordata; Actinopteri; Anguilliformes; Anguillidae. The record is from RefSeq and is a predicted model, not a curated record. The transcript has 14 exons.
CGCCACCCGGAGCUUUGGAGGACGCUGUCCCCUUUUAUCUCAAAGCUGUUUGCCGGAGUCCAGUGUCUGCAGGAACCGCCAUAUUGUCAUCCUGGAAGCGCAGAGAGCUUCAUCUUGAUCAAGAUUUUGCACGUUGAUGAUGGUGUGAGACAGGUGAUCAGGAGAACAGUGCCGUCACCUCCACAUCCAGACUAUGUCGGGUCCAGUCACAAGUCGAUCCAGAGUUUACCCCGACGUGAACACACAGCGUCCCCGGGAGUACUGGGACUACGAGUCACAUGUUGUCGAGUGGGGGAAUCAAGACGAUUACCAGCUGGUGCGAAAACUCGGCCGAGGCAAAUACAGCGAGGUGUUUGAGGCCAUCAACAUCACAAACAAUGAGAAAGUAGUCGUCAAAAUACUGAAGCCAGUAAAAAAGAAGAAAAUCAAACGAGAGAUUAAGAUUCUAGAGAAUCUUAGAGGCGGCCCUAACAUCAUUACACUUCUAGACAUCGUCAAGGAUCCCGUGUCUCGGACACCAGCCCUUGUCUUUGAACACGUAAACAACACAGAUUUCAAGCAAUUGUAUCAAACACUAUCAGACUAUGACAUCAGGUUCUACAUGUACGAAAUCUUAAAGGCCCUGGACUACUGCCACAGUAUGGGAAUCAUGCACAGAGAUGUCAAACCACAUAACGUCAUGAUCGACCAUGAACACCGAAAGCUUCGCCUGAUAGACUGGGGCCUGGCGGAGUUCUACCACCCGAGCCAGGAGUACAACGUCCGAGUCGCAUCCAGAUACUUCAAGGGACCUGAGCUGCUGGUAGACUACCAGAUGUAUGACUACAGUUUAGACAUGUGGAGUUUAGGGUGCAUGCUGGCCAGUAUGAUCUUCAGGAAGGAGCCCUUCUUUCACGGACACGACAACUACGACCAGCUUGUACGAAUUGCGAAAGUCCUGGGCACAGAAGACCUGUACGACUACAUUGACAAGUACAACAUCGAACUGGACCCCCGGUUCAACGAUAUUUUGGGCAGACACUCUCGUAAGAGGUGGGAGCGGUUCGUUCACAGCGAGAACCAGCACCUGGUGAGCACCGAAGCCCUGGACUUCCUGGACAAACUGCUGCGCUACGACCACCAAGCCCGCCUGACGGCCCGGGAGGCCAUGGAGCACCCCUACUUCUAUCCCAUCGUGAAAGACCAAGUGAGGAUGGGUUCAGGAUCGGGGAUGCCCGCUGGCACCACCCCCGUCAGCUCCUCAAGCAUGAUGGCGGGCAUAACGUCGAUGUCCUCCUCACAGCCUCUGGGUAACAUUGCUGGAUCACCGGUCAUCUCCUCUACGAACACCCUGGGCACGCAGGUCCCAGCAGCCACCGGGGCACAGCCGUAACGGGAGCUCCCGCUCCGCACCUCCUCCCUCUUUUUGGUACCACCCGACUUGAAGUGGGUCUCAUGUAGCAUUCGUAAUACCUUAAUAAGUGCUACGUAACGUGUCAUAACCUUACAAUUGUCCUUACAUAACACAACUUUACAUAGCCUCGCGCGUCAUGAGCAUACAUCGACACGAGCACUUUAUAGCGGCUGGUUUUCACUGGACGUGUGACGUGCAACGUUUUCACUGGUUUCUUAAUGCCCGUCAUCACACACUUCAUGACAUCACGGCGGUCGCUGUAAGCUGAUCUCAGUGUUUAUGUAUGCUUAUGACUAGGGUUAUGGCCUUUAUUUAGAGGUUAUAAAAGUGCUAUGAAGACCCACUUGGAGUGAAGUGUAACCCUCUUUUUCAUGUGCUCAGUCUGAAACAGGACUGAGGCUGCCCUAGACGGGCUCUCUUUUUAUGUUGAGUAUUAAAAAAAAAAAAAGAAAAGAAUUAGGUUCCUCGUUUUCCGUACAAUAAUUCUAUAUUGACAUUCGGGCACACAACAGAGAUUUUACGUUGCACCUGUGUCUGGAUGAAUUGUUAACUGCGUUCUCUCAUGAUGACUGUGUCUAGAAAUGCAACUACAAUGUAGAAAAUAAGAAGAAAAAAGGAUAAUAAAAUUUAUUUUGUAUGUCCCUAAAA